Coregonus clupeaformis (lake whitefish) is the source of this 1905-nucleotide messenger RNA. Its product is annotated as zinc finger and BTB domain-containing protein 34-like. Bases 113 to 1645 code for a protein of 510 amino acids. The transcript is spliced from 2 exons. Lineage: Eukaryota; Metazoa; Chordata; Actinopteri; Salmoniformes; Salmonidae. The record is from RefSeq and is a predicted model, not a curated record. Gene Ontology annotation, molecular function: protein binding; DNA-binding transcription factor activity, RNA polymerase II-specific; RNA polymerase II cis-regulatory region sequence-specific DNA binding. Gene Ontology annotation, biological process: regulation of transcription by RNA polymerase II.
CACAGCUGGAGUAGGGGGAGGCCUGGCUCUAGUGAAAGCGAGCUACUGGGGGGAAUGGGCGACGUUUGAUCGGGAAAAGGCAGUCUACAAACUGGAGAGACCUAUCUAAGAGAUGGACGACGGCAGUGCCUACAUAGAGUUUGACGUGCCGGAGUUUAGCAACACCGUCCUCAACCAGCUCAAUGAGUUGCGACUGCAGGGGAAGCUAUGUGACAUCAUCGUUCACAUCCAGGGCCAGCCGUUCCGUGCCCACAAGGCCGUGCUGGCGGCCAGCUCGCCGUACUUCCGCGACCACUCAGCCCUGGGCACCAUGAGUGGCUUGUCCAUCUCCGUCAUCAAGAACCCUGAGGUGUUUGAGCAGCUGCUGGCCUUCUGCUACACUGGCCGCAUGUCCCUGCAGCUUAAGGAUGUCGUCAGCUUCCUCACAGCAGCAAGCUUCCUGCAGAUGCAGGCCAUCAUCGACAAGUGCACCCAGAUCCUGGAGGGCAUCCACUCCAAGAUCAGCAUCCCCUCCAGCGCCACCAGCCCAGAAAAGGAGGGCUCCCAGGCCAGCCGUAACGGUGUCAAAGACAGCAGCCUCUUCAUCAACCCCACACAGAUCUCCCCCCCGUACUACUCCAGGCACAGCAUAGAGGCCCGCUCUGAGCUGGCAGCAGGGAAAGGCCAUGGUAGGGCGCGGUACCAGGAGGAGGGCCAGUCAGACCGUGGCAGCAGUGAUGGUGUGUCAGAGCAGGAGGCAGCCAUGGAGGGAGAGACAGAGCAGGUGGAGCUGAUUGGGAAGGACGGCCAGGUGACUGACGUGCAUGUGAAGCUGGAGAAGACAGACAGGCCCAGCUACUCGGACAGCUCCUCGGCAGGCGACGAUGGCUACCACACAGAGCUGGUGGAUGGAGAGCAGGUGCUGGCUGUCAGUGUUGGCUCCUACGGUCCCGUCAUCCAGCCGGCCGGCUACACUUACUCAGGCCUGUCGUCCCCCUGCUUCGUGAGCCUCAGCAGCUCCAGCCCCUCCCGCUCCAUGCUCAGUGGCUUCAGGGGCGGCCGGGCCAGAGCCAAGCGCCCCCCAGUGACCAUCCCAGCAGAGAUCCUGAGUCAGCUCAAACCAGGAAACACAGAGGACAGCAGUGAGGCAGUUUUGGGCCAAGCAGGUUUUGAGAACGAUGUGCGAGAGCGGAGCCUGCGCAGCCAGUGGUACCCCUACAACGAGAGGCUAAUCUGCAUCUACUGCGGCAAGUCCUUCAAUCAGAAGGGCAGCCUGGACCGCCACAUGCGCCUGCACAUGGGAAUCACACCCUUCGUCUGCAAGUUCUGCGGCAAGAAGUACACGCGCAAAGACCAGCUGGAGUACCACAUCCGUGGCCACACGGACAACAAGCCCUUCCACUGCCAGAUCUGUGGCAAGUGCUUCCCCUUCCAGGGGACCCUCAACCAGCACCUGAGGAAGAAGCACUUGGGGGCCUCAGAGGGCCCCAACCAUAUGGACUCUCCAGAGAGGACGGAGGGUAUCUCUGGUCAGAAAGACCCAGAGGAUGCCUCAGAGGGGAUGGCCUUUGAGACACAGUAUACUGAGGAGGCUCCGGCCAACAACAUGGAGGAGAGCUCAAAGUGCAGUCCUGAGGAAGCCGAGGCGUCCAGAAAUGAUUUUUAGGUCCUGGCUCUGGUUGAGGAAGCUUUAAGAUAUGUUCUUUAAACCUUUAGGAUUUGUUUUGGAACCGGCUCCUUCCAAUGUUGAACCUACAUUGUGCAUCCAAGUUUUCUGCCUGUCCAUCCAUUUUUGUGAAAGUCAACUGUUGCUUAAUGUAGAAGAAGAAAGGGGUGCUUUUUAAAAAUUAGAUGAUUUCAAAGGGAAGGGGUAUCAACUUGCUAUUGAUAAGGUGCCCUCAGUAAACAAGGCCUUUGUUUUCUCUU